This is a messenger RNA of Amphiprion ocellaris (clown anemonefish), 5181 nucleotides long. RefSeq names its product KIAA0586 ortholog. Gene Ontology annotation, cellular component: ciliary basal body; centriole. Bases 285 to 4967 code for a protein of 1560 amino acids. The transcript has 27 exons. Lineage: Eukaryota; Metazoa; Chordata; Actinopteri; Pomacentridae. The record is from RefSeq and is a predicted model, not a curated record. Gene Ontology annotation, biological process: smoothened signaling pathway.
GUAGUCGUGUUUUGUUAGCAACAGUUGCUGUGUUUCCAGAUUUGACGCUUUUUACACUUUAGUCUGUUUUUAUCUUUCUGUCGUCUCUUAGAGUUUAAGAAAUGAUUUUUAACCUCCUCACUCUACUCUGACUUCGCUUCUUUGCCGAGUUUUAACCGUCAGCUGCUGUUUUUUUUAAUCCGUCUUUCUGCGGAGCGGGAAGUUUGAAAGCUGCUGUUAGCAUGCAGGCUAACCGCUAGCUCACUUUAAAUUAACUUUAUUGAGCCGCGGGUCCGUUAACAGCCAUGUUGUCUCGGCCCGGUUCCGGUUCUCUCUCUGGUCCCGUCAGUCCGGAUCAGUCCUCCUGCAGCUCGGAAACCGGGAGCGUUUUAAUUCGCUCCACCAGGGCUCUUCCCCGGAGACACGGAGCUGGAGCCGGUAACGUCCAGAUCACCGUCCAGAAGCUCCGGGAGCCUCCCCGGGUUCAGGCUCCUCUGACCGGUCAGCGGCUCAGGCAGAAGCCGGAGAUCAGCGAUGCAAAGCCGGCAGCAGCAGACCGUGAGCCCGGUCCCGACCUGCUGACAUCACGAUUCGAGGCCGGAGGUCGAGGCGUCGUGUUGGCGGCUCUGAAACAACGGUCCCACAGCGCCCCCCACAGGAGGGAGGUCAGGGUCCAGAUGUUGGACCAGCUGCCCCUCCAGACCUCAGCAGACCCACAGGACGCUGCUCUCAGUUCCCAGAAUGCAACAGGUGUGGCGUCGGUCCAGAGGGAGGCGGAGCUAAACUCUGGUCGCCAUGGAGACGCCAGCAGCGCAGCAACAACGGCAGCGGCUGUUGUUGCUGCUGCAGCUCCACUGAUCAAGGCUCAGUCAGACAUGGAGGCUCGAGUGUCUCAGCUGGCAGACAGAGUUGAGAAGCUGCUGCAGCCUGAAAGGCACGGCGAGGGGAGGGGGCGGAGCCUGAGCCAGCAGACGCUGCAGCAGCUGGAGACGCUUCAGAACCAACAGCUGCAGCUGCAGAGCCAGCUGUUGGAGUCCGCCCUCAGGAUAGUCACAGGCCACGCCCCCACGACCUCUGACCUCACAGCUCCAGGGCGACCCGCCCACCUGCAGGUUACACACCUGGACGCUGCAGCAAAUGGCCGGAGCUCCUCGGCAACUGCAGCCUCUUCUGCCGCCGUGGAAACCGUGCCAGUUGCCAUGGAAACGUGCCGCCGUGACCGAUGGCCAGAGCAAACCAGGGACGAGUGGUAUCUUCGAGGUGCUUCCAGAGUUUCUGCAGCUGAAAGAACUCACCUGCAUUUUUCAUCCAAUGACAGCCAGGAGGUGGUGAGGAGAGCCAAUGAGAUGCUGAGGGAGAUGGGACGUCUGAAGACUGAGAUGAAGGUGCUGCUGACGCAGCCAGAAGACUCACUGGAAACCUCCAGACCUGUACCGGACCACCUCCAGGUCCAACAAAACCAGCAUCUGACCCGGUUACACCAGAGCCAUCAAAACCAGACCCAACAAAACCAAUCAAAACAAAACAAACCCCCCAAAACUCAAUCUCAACAAAACCGAUCCCAACAGAAGCAAUCCCAGCAAGUCCCAUCUCAGUCCCAUCAAAACCAGUCCCAACAAAUCCAAUUCCAACAAGACCAGUCCCAAUAUAAGAAAUCAAACCAGUCUCAGUCACAGCUAUCCCAGUACCAUCAAAACCAAUCAAACCAAAACAAAUCCCAACAAAACCAGUCCCAACAGAAACAGUCCCAACAAAUUCCAUCUCAGUCCCAUCAAAACCAGUCCCAACAAAAGAAAUCACAACAAAACCAGUUCCAUUAUGAGAAAUCCCAACAAAACCAAUCUCAGCCCCAGCUAUCCCAGUGCCAUCAAAACCAGUCAAACCAAAACCAAUCACAACAAAACCAGUCCCAACAAAUCCAAUCCCAACAACACCAGUCUGAAUCCCAUCAAGAUCAAUCUCAACAAAAUAAUUCCCAACACAACCAGUCCCAUUCCCAGCUAUCCCAGUGCCUUCAAAACUCAUCUCAUCAACACCAGUCCCAGUCCAAACAAACCAGUUCCCAAGACAACCACUUUACCUACAAACCUUCCCAUUUCCAACAAAACCAGUCACAGUUCUUACAAUCCCAGUCACAGCAAAACCAGUCCCAAAAUUACCAAGAACACCACUUCCGGUCUGAACCUUCCCAGUUCCACCAAAACCAGUCCCACCAGCACACAUCCCAACAAAACCAGUCCCAUCCCCUGUUCCAUCAAAUCCAGCCAAAACAACAUCAGACCCAUCGAGCCCAGUCCGAGCAGUUCCAGUCUGUACUGGUCCAGAGGAAGCCUGUGGUUCCGUCCCCAUUGGAGGAGGCUGGUCAGGUUCUCCGUCAGGUCCGGAGACAGAAGAAAGUUCUGGAGGAGAACCUGGAAGCUCUGCUGAGAGCCAAGACUGGAGAGGUGCUACACUGCCAGCUGGAAGCUCUGGCUGCUAACAGAGAUUGGACCGAGGAGGUUCGGAUCAAGAAGACGGUGGACGCCUGUAUCAGCACUUUAACCAGAGAUAUCCAGGCUGAGAUGUCUUUAGAAGACGCCGCCCGCUGCAGAGCCACAGACGCUGCUGUGACAUCACAGAGCUCCGCCCACCCAGGAAAGAGGAAGCCACUGAGCAUGCCCAGAACAGCAGGAAGUAGACCGAUGGCAGGUAGAGGAAGCAGAGGACGGACAGCUGGACACAAAGCGGGGGCGGAGCCUGACGCAGCUUCAGGUAGACUGAUGGACAGCCAGCAGGUGGGUGGAGAGUCGUACCUGAACCGUCUGUACGGCAGAGCGCCGUACGAAGGCCAGAGACGAACCCUAAAGAAGAGUCCAUACCUUCGCCUCAACUCACCUGCCUCGCCACUGGGCAGGAAGCCCCGCCCCCGCCUGGUGGAGAGUGUCCGAGGUGUGAAGCUGAAAUCCUGUAAGACUCAGACCAGUCUGGCUCCCCCCCUUAAUGUGGCCCCGCCCCUCAGUUUAUCACCUGGACGACGUCAGCAUCGCCAUGUCUUCAGCUCCUCCCACCUGACCUCAGGUGACCCUGCCGUCCUCUCCGUGACCCCUGCAGAGAGUUUCCCUGUUGCCGUGGCGAUCCCGCUGGGUCGUCCAAGGAUCGACUCCUCCAGACGUCCACGAACAGUGACAUCAUCACCACCAGCCCCGCCUCCUGAAGCAGCUGUGGUUGCUAUAGACGACGGAUCACCUGAGCAACAGAAGCAGCAGCUGGAUGAAGACGAAGCUCCUCCUCCAUCAAACACCGUCGACAUCAUCGAGAGGAAGAGCGAGGAAGAGGAAGAGGAAGAAGAAAAAGAAGAAGAGAACGUCUUCCCUGGAUCUGACUUCCUGUCUGUUGCUGAUGUCAUCCAGCAGGAGGUGAGUGUGGAGGCUGAGGAGGAGGUUCUGCUGGAUGGAGGUCCGUCUCCUCCUCCGGUUCUGUACCAGGGUCCAGCCUUCCCUCCCCAGGCCUCCUCUGGCCUCCCUGCCCAGGAUCAGGUGUCCGUCCCAGGCAUCGAGCAGCAGCGAGACGCCCUGGAGACCCGGCUGGUGGAAUGGGUUGAACAGCAGCUGAUGUCCAGGAUCAUCUCUGACAUGUACCGCCCCCCUCAGCCUGACCCCGCCCACAACCAGCACACCGACCAAUCAGAGCUUGAGGAGGGAAGCGUCACCUCUGAAAUCGUGGAGGCAGCAGGAGGAGGAGGUUUGCAGCUUUUCGUCGACUCCAACACGUCGGUGGAUUCAGAUUUAAUCAGGCAGCUGGUUAACGAGGUUCUGACUGAGACCGUUGGCCUGAUGCUGGGUCAGAGAGAAACUGGACCAGGACCAGGAACAGCAGAACAGCAGCAGGUUAAACUGGCUCCACUGGUCCUCACUCCAGUACCGACACCACCUCCCAGUCCGACCCAGCCCAGUAGGGAGACCGGACCUGUGACCACGCCUCCUCCAUCAGAACCAACCAGCCCUCUGAACCGGGAGUCUCCUCAGCCAAUCACAGUGCCAGAGCCUGUAGCCACGCCCCCUCCCAGCCCGGAGCCAGGAAGUCCAGCAGCUGUUCAGGCCCCGCCUCCUCUCACCUGGGGAGACGCUGAGCUGCCAUUGGACGAGGAGAGACCAGAGGAACAUCUGGAUUCCCCCAAACAGCAGCUGUUGAUGUCGGUGGCAGAGGAGGAGCCUCCCCUCUCCUCCCCUCUUCCUCCUCCCUCCCUCUCCACUGCUCGCUCCCCGUCUCCCCCUCCAGAACCAGAACCUGCCUCCCCCUCCGGCGGCUCAGAGUCCAGCAGCUCCAGUUCUAUUUCCAGUUCCAGCACCAGUACGGUGACAGCAGGAACAGAAGCAGCACUGAGACACAUCUCAGAGGGAGAGAUGCUGAUCAGCCUCAACCAGCUGGCAGCCAUGACGGAGGAAGAAGCCGUCGAUAGUUUCUCCAGUUCUCUGCAGGAGCUGCAGGAGAUGGACCUGGACCCCCCCAGUGAAGGUCAGAUCAGAGGUCAGGACCUGCUGCUGAUCAACAGGAUGGAGGAACGAGUCACUUCCAGAGGAGAAAGACCUCAGCCAGGGGACUCCUGGGGGAAGGAGGAGGAGGUGAGUGUCGGGGAGGUGAGAGACGAACGGCCUACAAAACCUCACAGGACUACAAAUCCCAGCUGGCAGAGUCAGACGUCCUCACCUGGACAGAUCAGUCAGGCUGCAGACAUUGGUUUUGAAGCCACCAAUCAGAGCUCGGUUGCCGUGGGCAACCGGCUGGAGCCAAUGGAAACGCUGACCUCUGACCUGUCGCUGACUCCGCCUCCUCACCUGGAGGAAACAAAUGCAGCAGCACAGGUUGUUGUCAAACAGCUCGACUCACCAACAGGUAAACAGGAAGUUGAUGAUAGAGGAAGAAGCAGGAAGUUGGAGGUUCAGCUGGAGUCGUUCAGACCCGACGAGUCGAUCAGCGGAGCUUCAGAUUCAUCCAGCGACGUUUUCUAGAAGAAAAGUAAAUAAAGUUUAUCAGUUAAAACGCUGCUGAUCCUCAAUAAUGAUUUAUGAAGAGAUCAACUGAUAAAUAAUCUCUCAGAUUUACAGUUUAUUUCCUGAUUCAUUCAUGUUUUUAGAACUUUAUGAACCAAUAAACAUUUUUUUAGCUGUACUUUAAUUAUAACACUAUAAAUAGAUAAAGUACAUUUAUUUGUUUUAAUGAAAA